Molecule: messenger RNA, 1026 nt
Organism: Photinus pyralis (common eastern firefly)
Lineage: Eukaryota; Metazoa; Arthropoda; Insecta; Coleoptera; Lampyridae
Exons: 1
Coding region: 1-1026 (341 amino acids)
Biological process (GO): DNA integration
Molecular function (GO): nucleic acid binding
Source: RefSeq, a predicted model, not a curated record
AUGGCUAAGAUGAAAGGGUUAGCACGAGGAAUUUGUUGGUGGCCGGGUAUUGAUGCAGAUAUAGAAAAUACUGCUAAAAAAUGUGUUAGUUGUAACCUAGUCAGAAAUAAUCCCAAACAAGUAGAAAAGCAUAUUUGGGAACCAGCUGAUCAACCGUUUCAUCGUGUACACGCAGAUUUUGCAGGACCUUUCAUGGGUAAAUAUUUUUUUAUUUUAGUUGAUAGUUAUUCAAAAUAUCCAUUUACAUACGUUGUUAAUGAUAUCACAGCGAAAACUACAAUAAAAGUUUGUAGAGAAAUUUUUGCUGCAUUCGGAUUACCAAAAGUUUUUGUAACCGAUAAUGGCAGUACAUUUCAUUCAAGAGAGUUUCAAAACUUUUUGAAACAAAACGGAGUUAGUUCCAAAUUUACAGCUCCUUACAAUCCAUCAACAAACGGGCAGGCGGAACGUUUUGUUCAAACUCUAAAAAAAUCACUUUUGAGUACUCGAUGCACUAAUAAUGAAAUAGACCAAAAUGUACAAAAAAUUUUAAUGAAAUACAGAAUUAUGCCUCAUAAUGUUACACAAGUAUCACCAUCAAAAUUAAUGUUUGGAAGACAAAUACGUUCUCGUUUAGACAGUUUUCUUCCUGACAAAGAACAAGAUCAUGUAGUUAAUUUUGAAAAAGAAUGUGUGGAAUUUCAAAGGGGUGAUAGAGUCCAAUGUAGGAUUUAUGUUGGUAAAAACAAGUGGACUUUUGGGAAAAUAUCCAAAAGAACAGGUAGAUUACAUUAUGAGAUUACAUUGGACAAUGGUAAAAUAUGCAGAAGACAUAUAAAUCAGAUGAUGAAAUGUCACAGAAACGUACCAGUACAAUCCGAUGUAGAAUUAGAUCAUUUUGAUUAUGUAAAUCCCGAAUCAGACUCAAAUGAACCAAUUCAACCACGACAGGAAAAUUUACAAGAACCUGAACAUGUAACACAGAAUGUAAGACCACGAAGAAAUGUUAGAUUUCCACAAUACUUACAAGAUUAUGAUCUUAAUUAA